Molecule: messenger RNA, 2868 nt
Organism: Drosophila yakuba
Lineage: Eukaryota; Metazoa; Arthropoda; Insecta; Diptera; Drosophilidae
Product: ras guanine nucleotide exchange factor P
Exons: 2
Coding region: 790-2109 (439 amino acids)
Source: RefSeq, a predicted model, not a curated record
UUUUUAUUUCGUUUCGAACGCGAGAACCGUGCGGACGUGUGCGGUUGAAACAGAAACCGAAACAGUAAGCCACGGUGACCAAGCACCAAGUUCUCUUCACGCUCUCGCCGCCGCCUCACCCCUCACCUUUAACCCUCAACAGGCGGCCACCGAAAAAUUAGAGGAGACCACUAAGAAAUAGAAACAAUUAAUGUGAAGCCCCCGCCCCGCCCCCUCUGCAAUUUUGAGUCAAUUGUGUGCCUAAAACCAAACAAACAAACUUUGCAAUUUUUGUUGAAUUUUUUUUUGUGUUUGACUAAAUAGCGUAAGCAAGUGCAAGUUCUUUAAAAAAAAAACUCGAAAAUUCAAAAGUCCUGGAUUAUUUUGAAUUUUGCCAAACUUCAAAGACAACAACAAAAAGCGGCAGGCUCCACUAACGGUAAACAGCCAAGUGAAAUCUCAGGCAAGGCAAAAAACAAAAAAAAAACAAAUCAGCAAAAAGAAAAGAAAAAGCAAAGUCAGACAGAAGAAGAAGAAGCAGCAGUAGCACCAGCAGCAGCAGCAAGUGCAAGAGAGCAAAAAGAGCUCGAAAAAGAGAGCGUGUGUGCGUGUGCGAGCCGAGUGUGUGUGUGACUUCCUUGUUUCAAGUAAUUUAUUGAAAAUCACCCGAAUCAAAAUCAAAUUUUGCAAAUCAAGGCAGCUAAGUUGUUUGCCCUCAAGGAAAGAAAACGCCGAAAAGACAAGCAAGACCAGUAAACGAGCGAAUAAGGCACAUACAACAAUUACAUACUCUUGCUUGAAAAACGCACAAUGACCUUGCCCACAAACACACACGCAUCUGCAAACGACGGCGGCAGCGGCCACAACAACAACCACAAUCACAGCAACAUUAACAAUAACAACAACAACAGUAGCAGCAGCAGCGACGAAGACUCGGACAUGUUUGGACCACCCCGCUGCUCGCCGCCCAUCGGCUACCACCAUCACCGUUCCCGGGUGCCCAUGAUCUCCCCCAAGCUGCGACAGCGCGAGGAGCGCAAGCGGAUCCUCCAGCUCUGCGCCCACAAGCUGGAGCGGAUCAAGGACUCGGAGGCGAACCUGCGCCGCAGCGUCUGCAUCAACAACACCUACUGCCGCCUCACCGACGAGCUGCGGCGCGAGAAGCAGAUGCGCUACCUCCAGAAUCUGCCCAGAACCAGCGACAGCGGCACAACCACCGAACUGGCGCGUGAGAAUCUCUUCCAGCCGAACAUGGACGAUGCCAAGCCGGCCAGCAAUAGCACUACUAGCAAUAAUAUCAAUGCCAACGGCAAGCCUUCAACCGCCUUCGCCGAUGCCUUUGGCUCCUCAAACGGAUCGUCGUCGGGUCGCGGUGGCAUUUGCUCCCUGGAGAAUCAGCCGCCCGAUCGUCAGCAGCUGGGAACGCCCGCUGGAGCCUCCGCGCCCGAGGCGGCCAAUUCGGCGCCACUUUCCGUUUCCGGUUCGGCAUCGGAACGCGUGAAUAACCGGAAACGUCACCUGUCCAGCUGCAAUUUGGUCAACGAUCUGGAGAUACUGGACAGAGAACUGAGCGCCAUCAAUGCACCCAUGCUGCUAAUCGAUCCGGAGAUUACCCAAGGUGCCGAGCAGCUGGAGAAGGCGGCCUUGUCCGCCAGCAGGAAGAGAUUGAGGAGCAAUAGCAGCAGCGAGGACGAAAGUGAUCGCUUGGUCCGCGAGGCUCUGUCCCAGUUCUACAUACCGCCUCAGCGCCUGAUCUCCGCCAUCGAGGAGUGUCCCCUGGAUGUGGUCGGCUUGGGUAUGGGAAUGAAUGUGAAUGUGGGAGGAAUCGGUGGCAUCAGUGGCAUCGGAGGAGCUGCAGGCGCUGGCGUCGAAGUGUCCGGAAGCAAACGGAUGAAGCUGAACGACCAUCACCAUCUCAACCACCAUCACCAUUUGCACCAUCAUCUGGAGCUGGUCGAUUUCGAUAUGAACCAAAACCAAAAGGAUUUCGAGGUGAUCAUGGACGCCUUGAGGCUGGGAACGCCGACGCCGCCGAGCGGCGCAAGCAGCGAUUCUUGCGGACAGGCGGCAAUGAUGAGCGAGUCGGCCAGCGUUUUCCACAAUCUGGUGGUCACCUCGUUGGAGACAUGAAAGUACCAGUGAAUCCCCGAGCAGCAGACAAAGAUUAAAGAGUUUAGAUUUUAUAUAAGACAUUUGCAUACAGUUUUUAAGAGAACAUUUAGGCUAUGACCCAUGUACUAACCUCUAAGCUAUUAUAUAGAAAGGAGCAGAAGAUCGGGCGGAUUGGCCAGUAUUACUCAUUAAAUGGCAGUCGCGAUUUGUACAAACAAAAAUACACAAAAAUAUAGUUGUAGGCAAACAAAAAAAAGCAAACAAAAAAAAAAACAAAAAUCAAAGAAUUUGUAGUCAAAACAGCAGAAAGAAACAAAAAAAAAAAAAAAAAAAAACCAGAACAAUCUAUAAGUUAAAUUUAAAGCAACUCAACAAAAUUCUGUUGUGGUUUCCAUUUCGGUUUCGAAAGGAGAGGUCCGUUUAAUUAAAAACACUACUUGCAAUUAAACGAAAAACUAUAUUAUGUAUAUGCCAGUGACAUUCCACAUUUGCUAUCCCUACUGAAUUUUUGUACUUUCUACACUAACCGCUAUCCAUUGGAUGUUUUAAAUAUCUCACUCACGGAAAAUGUCAAAAACUAUGUUGCGUUUGAGAAAUAUGCGUACAUACCUAUAUAUAGUUUACAGAAAACCUCCGAUGUUCUCCUAGUCAACAAAAAAAAAAACGAAAGAGAACACACAACACGCUAUCCAAAACAAAGAACAACAAAACAAAUUCUAAAAAACAAACAAUGCAAGGUUUCAUUUAUUAAAUUCCAAACAAACUUCGUUUAUUAAA